Hyla sarda is the source of this 2927-nucleotide messenger RNA. It is a transcript of the gene SSBP3, whose product is annotated as single stranded DNA binding protein 3. NCBI's taxonomy places the organism in Eukaryota, Metazoa, Chordata, Amphibia, Anura, Hylidae. The transcript has 18 exons. The coding region runs from base 369 to 1550 and encodes 393 amino acids. Gene Ontology annotation, cellular component: nucleus. Gene Ontology annotation, biological process: positive regulation of transcription by RNA polymerase II. Gene Ontology annotation, molecular function: single-stranded DNA binding; protein binding. The record is from RefSeq and is a predicted model, not a curated record.
UACACACAAUGGGGGAUAGAGCACAGUACACACAGGGGACGGCUCCCCCUCCCAUUGGCCGGCCGGGUGGGUGAGGGGCAGCGGAAGGUCCGGGCUCCUCCCCCUCCAGGACACGUUCUCAGCACAUACACACAGUGCAUGCAGCAGACUGGGGGACACCUGGGCCAGGCCGAGGGAGAUGGGGCCAGGGGCGAGAAGCCACACAGCCCGGGACUGAGCGCACCUGACACCGCCUGCCUGCACAGCCCGCACCGACACGGACGUCUGAGCCCCGUGCACACCGGCCGCAGCCGCACGGAAGCCGCGCUCCUCCCCGGACCGGGAGUCCUCGCCGGGGGUCGAUAGGCCGCCGCGGCCGCUCGCUCGUCAUGUUCGCCAAGGGGAAAGGAUCAGCGGUGCCGUCAGACGGGCAGGCCCGGGAGAAGCUUGCUCUUUAUGUAUACGAAUAUCUACUUCAUGUUGGUGCCCAGAAAUCUGCACAGACGUUCCUGUCAGAGAUAAGGUGGGAGAAGAACAUCACAUUAGGGGAACCUCCAGGAUUCUUACAUUCAUGGUGGUGUGUAUUUUGGGACCUUUACUGUGCUGCGCCAGAGCGCAGAGACACCUGUGAACAUUCAAGCGAAGCGAAAGCUUUCCACGACUACAGCGCAGCCGCUGCCCCAAGUCCAGUGCUCGGUAACAUUCCUCCAAAUGAUGGCAUGCCAGGAGGGCCUAUUCCCCCUGGAUUCUUCCAGCAGGGUCCACCUGGGUCACAGCCGUCACCUCACGCACAGCCACCUCCUCACAACCCCAACAUGAUGGGUCCUCACAGUCAGCCUUUUAUGUCUCCGCGAUACGGUGGUGGACCCAGGCCUCACAUAAGAAUGGGAAACCAGCCACCAGGUGGUGUCCCUGGGUCACAGCCUUUGUUACCAAACUCCAUGGAUCCAACCAGACAAGGACACCCUGGCAUGGGAGGACCCAUGCAGAGGAUGAACCCCCCUAGACCAAUGGGCCCCAUGGGUCCGGGACCUCAGUCUGAUCCUUGGUUAUCAUUGCAGAAUUAUGGAAGUGGGAUGAGACCACCACCAAAUUCCUUAGGGCCCGGCAUGAACAUGGGUCCUGGUGCGGGCAGGCCGUGGCCAAAUCCAAAUAGUGCAAAUUCGCAGAUUCCAUAUUCAUCAUCAUCGCCCGGCACGUAUGUGGGCCCACCAGGUGGCGGAGGACCUCCGGGUACCCCCAUCAUGCCCAGUCCUGCAGAAUCAACAAAUUCAAGCGACAAUAUCUACACAAUGAUAAAUCCUGGUCCACCCACAGGGAACCGUUCAAAUUUCCCGAUGGGACCAGGCUCAGAUGGACCCAUGGGAGGAAUGGGUGGUAUGGAACCUCAUCAUAUGAACGGGUCAUUAGGUUCUGGAGACAUGGACGGACUCCCUAAGAAUUCCCCAAAUAACAUAAGUGGCAUUAGUAACCCUCCUGGGACACCGCGAGAUGACGGAGAGUUAGGAGGAAACUUUCUUCAUUCCUUCCAAAAUGAUAAUUACUCUCCCAGCAUGACUAUGAGUGUGUGACAACGGGGGCAAUACUAGACUCAGCUGCUGCUUUGGAAGGUCACGGUGAUUUGGAGAAGAGAAUUGUCUGGAGUUGCGGAAAUCACUAGAACAGCUCCCUCAGUUCGGUUUCAUGCAAUAAAAAGCCCAAACUUUUUAUUCCAUUAAACAUAGUACAAAAAACUGUCCAGACAAGAAAAAAAAAAUCCUGCUCAGAGGAUUUAGAACUGUACAGAAAACUUUUUUUUUUUUAAUUUUUACUUUUUUUUCAAACUUUUUUUUUUUUAUUUUCCUCCCCCAAGAAAAAGGAGACUUUACGUUAUAAAUCUGAUUGCUGUGUCUUUUAUUUGCCCCGAAUGUUCUAUGUCUGUGACGUGAUAUUCAAGGAGAAUAGCUGAAAUAGUAAAACUUCAUGUGUCUUUUUAGUUUAUAGCUUUUAUUUUUUGGAAAUGAACUGAUUCUCAGAUGCCCACUUCCCUCCAAAGAGCUUUUUCUGUCUCAUGCCGUCUAAAACCACCUCCAGAAAAUGAUUUAUAAUUUUUAUUUUUCCACUGUGCAGAAACUCUGGUUGGACCUGCACCCUUCUCUUUACCUCAUUCAAUACAACACUUGAUAUUUGUUUAAACACCUAAGACUCUAUAUAUUAUUAUUAUUUUUAUUAUUUUUUUCUUUUUACCUCUACAAGAGCGAUAAUUUUACUAGAAACUCCUAGAAUCAAGAGGAAAGAAGCCUUCGCCGCGGAAAGGGAUGUUUUAUAGGAAUAUGGAGCCUGCAAUGUACAGGUUUGUGGCAAGGCUUCAUACUGACUGGCUUCACGCUGCGGACUUCAAUGACAUUUAUUUCUAAGGCAGCGCUGGUUGGAAGAAGAGAGAGAGAGAUGGUCAGCAGAAAAGAGAACGCCCCCCUGCCCGGCUGCCAUCUUGUUCUUUGUAUAACCACUGCCUGGCCUGGUUUCCACCAUAUCAACGUCGUCGACCCAGAACAAGUUCAGCUGAUACACAACACUGUAAUUUUUUUUUAUUUCCUUCAGUCUGAAAUGAGAAACUUUAAAAACAGCUACACUUAUGGGUUCUGCUUGUGUUUUUUUAAUAUUUUUUUUUUUGCAUAUUAAAAGGGACAGUCCGUGUAAGCUGUUGGCUGAGUUUCCGAUCAAAUUUAUCAUGUGUUUCCAGGAUUUUUGUAAAAUUAUUAUUAUUUUUUUUUUCUUCCCUCAUUUUGUCAGGAGUAACUGAAGGAGGGAACAUUAGCAGCUCCUCUCAGGACAUUGUUACAUGAAAAUUCCUUGUGUAUUCAAAAAGGGAUAGUUAAAUUAUUGUCUCUUGAUAUGGGACAGCUUGGAAUGAUAUGGUUAAUUUUUCCGCCUCCAUGCUGUAAUAAAUUUAAUAAAUUCAAACCUGU